AUGCAGCAGUACGGCCAGUCAGGGUCGCACCUAAAAGAGCUCUUCGAAGGGGUGUUCGCGGAGGACUAUGCUCUCACCUUCCGAUGGACUCCUGUAAGCCGGGCUCCCUGGGAUAGGAAGGAUCACAGAGUGCAUUUCCUGCUGGGGUUUUUGCUAUCACAGUGUCUCCCGUCGGGGGGGUUGUUGUCUGUGGUGCUGGUUCUCUGGAUAUUGGAAGCUGGUCCGGUGCGGGUGGUGUAUGUGGGGCAUUCGGAGAGUGUGAGGAGCAGGAUGCAGCAGUACGGGCAGUCAGGGUCGCACCUGAAGGAGCUCUUCGAAGGGGUGUUCGCACAGGACUAUGCUCUCACCUUCCGAUGGAUCUCUGCUGUGACAAAAGCAGAAGCGGCAGCCACCGAGACCCUCCUCCUCUCUUCCUUCGACUACGUUUGGAACGUCAGCAACAACCACCACCGCCGCCACGACCGCCUCCUAACCAAGCUGCAAGUCGGCCCAUCCUUCUCCCGCCGUGUAGCCGUUGCCUUCCCCUUCCUCCCUGUCGCUCGACUCGUCACUCCUGUAGCUGUUGGGCCUGCAAUCCCUCUCGCCGCGGCUGCGGCUGCUCCCCUUCCUCCUGAUUCACCUACUGCCCCCCGUGCUGCUUCUCCUGCUGCCGCAUCACGUCCUGACAUUCCCUCUGCCAUCGACCAUGCUAAUUAUUCUGCUGCUAAGCCCCAGGACAAACAACGACAGGGUAGAUCACCAGGCACGCCACCAGGCAGCAGUAGAAGGACGAGUGCGGUGUGCCGAGCACAAGGGUGUGCGAACCGUGUGUGA
Closterium sp. Naga37s-1 is the source of this 813-nucleotide messenger RNA. Lineage: Eukaryota; Viridiplantae; Streptophyta; Zygnematophyceae; Desmidiales; Closteriaceae. The record is from the annotation of a GenBank genome assembly.